AUUUCUCGUCCAGGAUCACGAGCGAUUCAUUUCAGACGAAGAGCGUUUACCGAGCUGGCGUCCGUCAUGGGCCCCUUGUUAUGAUCUGAUGGAGGUGGAACUCUCGGCUUCCAGGUAAAUUGGAAGGCCAAUGGUGAAAUUUUGACUUGGCAGCUCCUGGGGAGAGCUUGAGGGACUGUCCUGGAUGUGGACCUGAUCUGAAGAGCCAAGUAGUCUACACUUAUGAUAAACUCAAGGGUUUCCUGUCUUAUAGAAAAUAGGCUUAACGAGUAAGAGCUAUAGUUCUGCAUACAUUCAUUCAUUUUGACCUUGAAUCCAUUCGUCUGUCUGUCGGGAGACUGCUGUAUAUCGCUGUCACUGAAGUGGCUGUCACAAGCCAUGCAUUUUGUCGCCAGCCAGAUGCGACUCUUUCUUUUGUUACCCUUGUUUUUUGACAUUUCCGUUGGUCACCGUCACUCUCAUUCUCGUUUUCACAUCCGAGAAAAGCAUAUCCAUGCGAGUGAUUCUGACUCAACUGUCUCCCUCGCUGCCGUUCCUAUCAACAACCAUAUCCUCCCGAGGGAACUUACUGCACUAUCUGAGUCCGGUCAAGUAUCCACUGCUGCAACAUCUGGUGACUACACUUGUGGUCCUGAGAAGCCGUGCGGUAAUGGAGCUUGUUGUGGUGAGAGUGGAUGGUGCGGAUACGAGCCAAAGUAUUGCGGCAAAGGUUGCCAGUCCAACUGCGACGCUAAGGCAGAAUGCGGCAAGUAUGCCUCUCCGACAGGCAAGAAGUGCCCUUUGAACGUCUGCUGUAGUGAAUACGGGUUCUGCGGAACUACUGAAGACUUCUGCAAAAAAGGCUGCCAGUCUGACUGCGAGCAACCCAAGCCAUCUGCUUCCAAGUCAAAUGUGCAGCAGAAGGUCAUCGCCUACUGGGAGGCCUGGAACGGGAACAAACCUUGCGGGCAUAUGUCUCCAGAGGAAAUCCCAGUCCACGAUAUCACCCAUCUAAUCUUCUCAUUUGGUUUCGUCACGCCUGGCGACUUUCGCAUCACUAAUAUGCCCGAUGUCAAGCCGAAUCUCUUCACGCAAGUUACAGACCUCAAGGACAAAAACCCCAACUUGAGCAUCAUGAUCGCGCUUGGUGGAUGGACUCACAAUGACCCAGGCAAGUACCAGAAAGUCUUCAGCGACAUGGUCUCUAGCCGAACCAAUCGACAGACAUUCAUAAAGAACCUGCUUGGCUUUCUAAGUCAAUAUGGGUUUGAUGGUGUUGACUUUGAUUGGGAGUAUCCCGGUGCCAAAGACCGCGGUGGGAAGGAUACCGACGGUAAGAACUUUACUCAAUUUCUUAAAGAGCUCCAGGCUGCUAUGCGCUCGGCCGGUCGACAUUAUCUGGUGACAUAUACUGCCCCGACCUCUUACUGGUACCUGAGACACUUUGACCUCAAGGCCAUGAACAACUACGUGGACUGGAUCAACCUCAUGUCUUAUGAUCUCCAUGGAAUUUGGGAUCGAGAUAAUCCCAUCGGCAAUCAAAUCCUCGGCCACACAAAUAUCACCGAGAUCGACCUUGCUCUCGAUCUAUUUUGGCGCAACGAUAUCCCCCCAGGGGAUAUUGUCCUUGGUAUCGGCUUGUACGGUCGGUCAUUCAAGUUGGAGAACCCUGCUUGUUGGAAGCCUGGGUGUCGCUUUAGUGAUCCGGGAGAUAAGGGCAGGUGCACAGAUACGGCAGGAUUUCUAUCAUAUAGAGAAAUCAUGGAUCUCAUCAGAGACAGUAAAGCCAAGCCUGUCUAUGACAGGGAUGCAAAGGUGAACUACAUGGUCUAUGGCCAGAAUAACUGGAUCUCAUACGAUGACGAGCGGACUUUCAACGACAAAAUUGAGUUUGCCAACAAACGAGGACUCAACGGGUUGAUGAUGUGGGCAAUUGACCUUGAUGACUCCAGGCGUUCCGCGCUGAAUGCAAUCACUGGACGAAAGAACUUCCUUGAGGGUAAUACGGCAUUUGGUGUUGGUCUCAGCACUAAGAAGUCUGAAGAAGCGGGAUACUCGUCAGAUGACUCAACCCAAUGUCGAGUCACGGGCUGUGGCGGCGCUUGCUCUGAGGGAGAGAGGACCGUCGGGCGUACAAACAGUCUUGACAAGAAGAAUGAAUGCGGUAGUAAACCUUCCAAUGCUCGGUCUAUUUGCUGCCCAUCGUGGGCCAGUAUUACCAGUGCUGAAUGCCACUGGGAUCGGGGGAGGGGAGGACUCUCCGGCGAUUGUGCUGGCAAGUGCAAUCCAGGCGAACUGAAGCUCUUUGCAGAUCAGAGAGGUUGGAAAGGUGAUAUUGAGACCGGCGGCUGGAACGGAAAGUAUUGCUCACGUGGAUCUCAAGUCUUCUGCUGUAGCAUCGGUAACAUGGAACAGUACAUGGACAUAUGCACCUGGACCAAGUGCGGCGGCACCUGUCCCAGCGACAAGCAACACGUGCUUACUGUAGACUCGGGAGGCCCUGCCGAUGAGAACGAGAGAUGCAGCGACGACUUUGUCAACGGUGCCUUUGAUGACGACGCCCAGGAUCCCAAUAAAGGUCAGAAGAGUCGCCGCAAGCUCUGUUGCCCUAAGAAGGAUUCAUUCUCCAACUGCAGCUGGAGGUCUGCCAAUGUUUGUUCGAGGCAAUGCGACAACGGUCAGAUCACUCUGGAUCUGGACCCUCAAGGCAUGGGAGGUGCAUUCUGUGGAAACGGACGGCAGAAAGCCUUCUGUUGCGAUGCUCCUGGCAAAAGCAAUCAGCCAUUCCUCCCUGUCAACCUAGACAAGCUCUUUCCACCAGAGCUACUACCGCCGCCAGAUUCGGUUCCGCAGUUCGAGCUCAUCACCUUCGGAAAGGGUUCGCGAAACAGCCAACCGAACAAGGCCGGCAUUGCUUUCUUCCUCCUUGCAGGCUCCGACACUGGCCUCGCCUCCAUGUCCAAGCGUGACAAUCCCAAUCUUAUCUUUCUCGACUGCCCCAAGGACAUUCACUCUCAGCCUGUCGGACAGGUACAGACUGCGCGAGUUAUUUGCCUCGGUCUCUUUGAGGAGUGCUUCGGUGUCGCAAAGGAUGGAGUCGAGGGAACAGUGGUCCACAUGCCAACCGAUUGUGGUGCUGGGUCAUAUGCUCGAGCUGUUGCUCUUGUUCCUUCGAAGAACCAGUCUAUCCCCAUUCAUCUGGCUCGCAGUAAUCCGUCUGCUGUGUACGACUUUUCAUUUGACUACGACAUGGAAUUGGUACGUCGUGAUGCCGGCGAAUUCUCGAUCCGGGUCGACUAUUCCAAUGUCAAGGGCUAUUGGAAUGAAGUGGUAGACCUGACGGGAAAAAGGAAGCGAGAUCUCAAGUCCCUUGUGGAUAGAUUCUACGCGGACAACUCGCAAGACUGGUUUACUCAGUUCGACAAGACAGACAUCGGAGAUUCCGAAGACCUCAACGACAACGAAAGAUCCGUUCUGAACCAGCUCAUUUACUUUGACUCCCAAAUGUGCGAUGUGGACAGUGGCAACAAGGAGGGUCAAGGCUUCUCCAUCACCCUCGAAGGGUCAGCCAACGCGAGGUUCUUUUACGGGUUCUCUAUGAUUGCAACCUGGACACCUGGAAGAAAGCUCAAGGUUCACCAAUCAGCCGGGUUCCUUCACGUUGAUGGUGAUACAAAGGCGGAGUUUACAGUGGCUGGCAUUGGAAAGUUGGACUCGUCUCAGAAAACUGACAAUGGUCCAGUCACAUAUAGCGAAGCUUCAGAGUCGCUAGGUGGCCAUGGUCUGUGGCAUGGCUGGGCCAACUUCAGGCCAUAUAAGCAAGAGAGUGUCGAGUUUAACACCAGAAACUCGCAGGGGACUGCAGUGUCUCUAAAUGGCUAUUUGAGUGCGAAAGUGGUAGCUUUAUGGGGUAGCCAAAAUGUCCAUUUCCCGGAGGGCAGAAAGUCUGUCAAAAUUUCCGAGCCCCUGGUUAGCAGCAAAAGCGCCUUGACGCCGCUGUCAAAGCCCGGCCCUGAAUCUGAGAUUACCGUCGCCGCCAUUACCAAGUUUGGCCUAGAUGUCGACCUUUCAUUCGGAAUGCCAUAUACUGCCGCUAUAGACGGUACUUUCCCUGACAUCUCUGUUUCACAAGAAGUCUCAGCCACGUUUGUAUGGAAGGAAGAAGACGGGCAGGUAUGUCUGGAUACCUAUGCCGGCCAGACACAGAAGGCCAAACUUAUUUCAGGGUCUUAUGUUGGCUGGGGCGAUGACUACGAGCACCUUUUCCUUCUGCAAGACACUCGCGUCGGAAGUCAGAGAUGUUUCGGAAAGUCUUCCCACAAGUCGCGGUCAUACAAGCUUGAUCCUCCCAAUGCAGGUCUCAUUGACGAUAAGAACGACGAAGAGGAACCCGAGUGCGACAAGGAAGAUGUGCUUUGCAUCCGCGCCAAGAAAAAAGCCAAGCGACAGAACAAUUCUACCCCGGAUAAUUAUGACUUCAGCGGCCAUGGUGUCAUCCGAAAGGCCAGUGAACUUUCCGACAAGUCUAUUGACGACUGGGUACGGAAGAAGCAACGAAUCUCAUGUGAGCCGUGCGGUUCUUGUAUUAUUACCGAGAAGGGUGAGAAGAAUAGCUGCUGCUCGUGCGUCUGGCUCCCACCGCCUCCCGACCCCGAUGAAGAUGAACAUCCUGAUCUCGGAAGCAUGCCGUUGCCCGGAGGCCCUCUCAUUCCUGGGGCUCCUGAGAAGCGGGCAGCUGGCUUAGGUGGCUCCAGUGAUGCAAACAAUCACGUCUUUAACCGUCAGGCCGCUCAGCCCGCCCCCCCUAGACUCACUCAGAAACGCAAGUGGGUCAAGUUUUGGACUAUACCGGGCGGCGUCAUACCUUUCGAGAUCGGAACGGAGAGAUAUCCCUCAUAUCCAGACUACUACCAAGACCCAGAGGGUAAAAAGAAUCUUCCGUUUGAUGGUAACUCCAAAUUUAGCGAUAUCUUGAUGUACUAUCACAACAGCACCUCAGUCUGCACUUCUUUCGAUGUCCAGAAAGCUCCAGGAUACGACGAGAUAUGGAAGUAUGAUAGGCAGGAUCCACAUGGUCCAUACAAGAAGGGAGUCUUAUACCACCAGCACUACGAUACUGAACACAUUCUCGAAGGCCAGACGAUCAGCCGCUUCUUCGCUACAUGGCUGCCGAGCCACAAGUACUCUAAUCGUUGGACAGAGAAAUGGGUUUUCACAGAGUACAGUCAGUGGGAGAACAAGCAGACCAAGAAGCAGAAUGCCUUCAUCCAUCUGGUAGUAGAUGAGCUAGGCUCGAGUAUUCACUAUGACCGUCUCGCCAUCUUCCUCAGCAACUCAAACCGUAUGAAAGGCGCACUCUUUAAAGGUAUCAGUACCACGACUACCGCCUCGUUCGCUCAGCUCGAAGCCGGAGCUGAGCAGCUAUUGCAUGUACGCGAGCUAGGCUUCGUUUUCGGCUACAUGGGCCGCGACGACGUAUGGGGCGCGUUCUGUGAUUCUUACAAUGGCAUCCUGGACUUGAUGGAGACUUUUGACACGUGGUAUCUCAAGGAAUCUAAGAGCACUAGCGACCUAGCUACACAAUGGGUUAGCUUCAUUAGGAGUGAGCUAGAUAUGGUUGCGAGGCAAGCUCAGGCAGACGUCAGGAGCAUGUACAGACAAAAGAAGCCGGCGGGUCAGAAGUACGAGGAUUUCUGGGAUGUUAUCAUGAAGGGCCCUACUGCUGAGAUGACAAAGGUCCAGCUGAACAAGAUUGGCAAAUGUAAGAAGCUGCCAGCCUCAACAGUUCCUGCCUGGAAAUUUCCUUAAAUAGCUAUUUUAUGUCUAGUAACUAUCUUAUGGGAAGUCACAUUAGACUGAUGAAUAUUUGGAGUCUAAUGUGACAAUCUAAUAGACACUGUCAUCUUAAAUCAUUCCUCAGAAGAGCCUUUGCGAACAAACAAGACAUAAACGGAACAAAUAUUGAUAUAGCAUUAUAUACAGCGACCUCACAGAGAAGUUCACAUCUCCCCAAAUGACUCUCUGGACUUUGAUGAAGUCGGUGGCCGUUCUAGAGAUUGCAUCUCCAUAUCAACGGUCACAUAAAUCUUUCGACUUGAAGAUGCAUCAUCCAACUGCUCCCACGGUCCUUCUGCCUUGGAACUGGUCAACAGACUCUUAUUUCGUCGCCCGGUGGAGGAGGCUGUUGCUUUGCCUGUGACUAUAGAUGUUGCCUGUCCUGUGAAGGGUCCAGUUUGCCCGAGGGACUGGUCAUGCGAAGAGUCGAAAUGAACCCAGUUCUUGAGAAGUCGUCGUAAAGAGGGGAGUGAGCCGGCUAUGAUACCCGCGCCUGACUCGAAGACGGACCAUAGCGUGAUGUUUCCGACGUUAUCUGUGCUCUUGAUCAGAUUUAAGAAUGAGUGCAUGUGAAAUGAUACUUACAGACAUAAUCUUGGGGAUGAGCAUAGUAUUUAAUAUACGGAAGCCGUAUGAUAGUGGCGAUUGAAGCGCUAUUCGAGGUCCGAAUCAGUAUCAACCAGGAAACAACACUUCUAAAAUCAACUCACAGGACACCCAAUCCAAGAAUAAUGCAGAUAGAAACCUUGGUAGCCGUCUUCAUCUGGGUCUUGUAGAGCAUAAAUCCCGGUAAGAUAGCACAAACCCAGUCUGUCGCAACGGCUGCAGCUGAGACUAGAUAACUAAGAC
Messenger RNA from Fusarium verticillioides 7600, 6663 nucleotides. RefSeq lists its product as hypothetical. The transcript is spliced from 9 exons. The coding region runs from base 379 to 5787 and encodes 1802 amino acids. Gene Ontology annotation, biological process: carbohydrate metabolic process. Gene Ontology annotation, molecular function: chitin binding; hydrolase activity, hydrolyzing O-glycosyl compounds. Lineage: Eukaryota; Fungi; Ascomycota; Sordariomycetes; Hypocreales; Nectriaceae. The record is from RefSeq and is a predicted model, not a curated record.